AAUUCUUAGUAUUAUUAAUUUUAAUCACUUUUAAUUAGAUAUAUUUUACAUUCGUUUUUAUUUUCAACUAAUUUAUAUAAUUUAUUCAUUAAGGGUAUAAACGAUUUAAUAUUAAUAUUAAUCACUUUUUAAUCAGAAAGAUUUGAAAUUCGUUUUUAUUUUUUGACUAAUUUAUAUAAUUAUUCAUUAAGGGUAUAAACGAUAUUAACCACUCUAACUUCUAACGUGAGAGCUCCAUUGCAAAAUUUUACUUCGCAAAUAAUAGUAUAGAUUGGAUUUAUAAUUUUCUUUUCUGAAUGGAUUGUAUCAGUUAAAUUAUCUUUUUUUAAGUUAAACGCUCAAAGCCCAAUUAAUAAUAUUUAUUUUGCUGAUAACAAAGUGAGAUUAAAUAGGGAUAACAUAUAAUAUAUAAAGAAGACCAAAAAAAAAAAAAAAAGUCCAAACAACUUUUUAAGUAGAUUUAUUUAAACUUCUUCCCUUUUAAUAGUAUUGAUAUUCACUUUGGUUUUAGUAAGAUAUUAUUCAUCUAUGCAUUUUAAUCAUCUAAAAUUUCAUAGAAUUCACCAAUCCAAAUAAAGUUUACUUAUAUUUAAAUUUUCUUCGUAGUUUUUAAUUAUUAUUUACAAUUUUUAAGGUUUUUUCUCUGACCUAUACCUUUAUAUUUUUAACAAAUAAUUUUUUUUCUAAAGCCACUCGAAUCCAUAGUGAAAUCAAAUAUAUUAAUAACUAGGUUAAAAUCUACGCCAUUCGCGAGAUAAAAUUAUGUAUACAAAUGAUUUUUCAUAUUAAAUUUUAUUUUGUGUUCAUUUACGUAUGUACACAAAUAAAUUAGAUUGAGCACAUAAAUCAAAAUAAUACCACUUGUGUAUUGACAAUAUUUUUUUGAUAAGUAAAUCAAAACAAUCAUUUUAUUUAUUUUAUAUGGUAUAUUAUUAAAUUUCAAUAAGAUUGAGAUAUAUUAUAUAUAAUAUAUUUUAAUAUAAAAAUUGAUUAUUGAAACUUCAUACUCAUACGAUUUUAUUAACAUUUGUAUAUUCGUUGUACCAAAAAAUUUAAACCAUUAAUCACAAAAACUUUAGUGUGAAAUUUUUUUAAUGCAGAUUUCAAAAUCAAAAUAUUAAUGUCUCAAUACGUUUUCAAUGCAAAUUUUAAAAUUAAAAUAUUUGUGUAUUUUUAUAUGGUACAUAGUUUAAUUUAAACGAUAUUAAAAUAGAUAUAUAUAUAUAUAUAUAUAUUUAAUAUAAAUAUCUAUUAAAUGAGACUUCACAUUUAUAUGAGUUUAUGAUCAUUGGUAUCUUGUUAUAACAAAAAAAUUAAAACAUUGAUCACAAAAUUUUUAAUGGGAACUUUAAACAUUUUUAGUAAUAUAUAGUCGUUUUAAAAAAAUCAUAAUAUAUCAUAUAAGAAAAAUCAAAAUUUUAUUACAUAGUUAAUAUGAUUGUUUAAUUUAUUUUAACUAAUAUAAAAUUAAACAAAAAAGAGAGAGAAUACAAAAAGUGUUAUCAAAUCUUGAUUAGUCAUAAUCAUUAAUUAUCAUAAAUAUGUUAAUCAUAUCAGGUAAUUACGUAAUUUUUAUUUAUAGAAAUAAUGGAGAACAAGUUUUUGUACACAACUAAUCAAUUUGAUAGUUAGUUUAAUAAAAUGUAUAAUAUUUGUUAGACAAACUUAUUUUUAUAAGAAUUCUAAGAAUCAUCCUGGUGAUGACAUGUGGAUACAAAAAAAUGUUAUAAUGUUUUUCAAUUAAUAAUAUAUAAGAGAUUUAGAUAUUUUAUCUAUACAUGCAAACAUAAUAAUUUAUAAUAUUUAAGUAAAUAUUUAUCAAUUCAAAGACCAUCAAGAUAAUAUUUCUCAUAUGUUCAAGAUAUUUAAUAACUAAUUGAAUAUUAAAAAUUUUAUGACAAAUUUUUAUCAUUGUAAAAAUAUUUUAUUGCAUAAAAUAAAAUCAAAACACUCAUAUGUUUAAAAUAUUUAAUAAUAAAUUGGCAUUUAAUUUGUUGUACCUAGUUUUGUUGAUCCAGUCCUUUUUACCUACUAGUUCAGUGUAGAUAUUUUUAAAUUUAUGCUUUAUGUUAAUUUUUAAAAUCGUUGGAACAUUUUUCUAAUGAUCUGAAUGUCUACGGCUAAUAACUUUUCUUUAUCCAUGUUCAUUCGGUUCGUGACUCUGAUCAUGUGUAAUAGUUACUAGUUAUAUUUCUACAUUCUUUGACCACUUGAUCUUUCUACAUGUUUUGACCACGUUCGCACGAUAUCAUAAAUUAUUUUCCGAUAGAUCAUCUAUCAUUUAAAUACUCCAGCUCAAUCACGAUAACUUUAGAAUUCUCUGUGGAUGUAGCCCAAAAAUAUAAGUGUACUUUAUGACAUAAGUAUCCAAAUCAUUUUUCUUAAAUCUUUUUACAUAUACCACAAACCGACAUAUAAAUUAUCUAUCUCAUAUAAUGCAACAUCCUUAUUGCGUUCAAGAUUGUCACCUAUGUUAGUGUGAACCAACACAGAAGUCAAAACUCAUCUUGUUUUAGCUCUAAUAGCACUUAUAACGUCCAAACUGUCCACGACUAAUGGAUCUUCCACACCCACUCAAUAGCCCGUGGGCCCACCUUAUCUUACGAGUGGUGUAUUAUUUUUCAAAGGCUCAUUAGUCUUGUUUCCUGAUCAUGCAUGCAUUCACCAUAUUAACAUUUUUCCGUACUUUGGUCUAACUCACACGAUAUUGUAAAUUAUCCAAAUAGGUCAUCCAUACUUCCACAAUUCUAGCUCGAACCGUUCAAUUUUGUAGUUAUUUCUAAUAUAUCACCGAAAAGAUAAAUAUAUUUUGAUGAUAUAGGAAAUCAAAUUAAUUUUAUUAAAUUAGUAGUAGAGUAAAAUGAUGAAAAAGAAAGGUAUGAGAAAAACAAAACUCAGAGUAAUUUUCUCUCCAUUUUACUCCACUUUUAUUCUCUUUUGGCCUUACUGGGUUGAAUAUAAAUUUAACCUGAUUGGUUAAAAUAUGGAGUAACUUAGUUGAAAUGUUAUUUACUUUACUUUAGUAUCGCCAAAAAUACCUUUCAAUCACACUCUAAAUUUUUCACCGUAUACUAUAAACUGGAAUGUUAUAAUUUGUUUAAUAUAAGUUUGAAUGUUUGAUUGAACUUUUUGCAACACCUAAUGACCUUAAUUCUACUAUAAAAAUGACUAUCAGUAUCUUAAUCUGCUAUUACAAGUUUUACAACGUAGAAAAAUGCUUUUCUAAUAUGAAAGCGUGGAUAAAGUUAUUAGAGAAUCAUAAUACGUCCAUGAUUGAAUCUAUGCUAUUAUAUCGUUUAAUAUAUAGAGUUUAUAUUUUAAUGCAUGCGAGCACUUAGCCAAUUUUUAUAAGUCAAAUUUAAACCAGAAAAGGUGCAUUGGCAACAACUAAACAUUAGAUUUGACGAUCAACCGAACGAAAAUCAAAGUUUAACUAAACUAUUGUUUAUGGCCCAUUUGAAUAUCCAGAAAAAGAUUUAAACUAUUAAAGAUUACUUUGGUUUUUUUCAUAAGUCUGCAAUACCUUCAAGUUAAUAAAAAUAAAUAAACUAAUUUAAACUAUUGUGCUUUGUUUGGUAAAUUUCUAACCCAAAAUAAAACUUGAUUUUAUGCAUAAACCUAUGAACGUAUACAAGUAGUCAAGAAUCUAUAAACUACAUGUACUAAGCUUAUUAUUUACGUUCAGUAACACUCAUAAAUCUUCUAUAUAAAAUCAAUCGUACGUACAUCCGAAAACAUAAUAAUAAGAUACAAUAAUAGCAUUUUUCAAAAAACUAAUACAAUAAUAUAAUACGAUGCAUAUGUAGUUUAUUUUCUUUCGUGGAUAAAGAACAUGAUCAAGUUCAUGCGACUAAUCAUAAAAGCAUUGGCAUAGUCAUAUGAAAACGCCACAAAAUAAAAUUAAGAAAACGAGAAUAAAUAGUUUUGUAUAGCAAAGUGCCUAUAAUAAUGAUAUAAAUUGCUUUUUAGUCAUCAAAAAAUCAUGUAAACAAUUAAAUAUCUGAUAAAUCAUGAUGAAAAGAUGUGAAAAUAAUGAUUUGGAUCGGAGAGAUUGCAGGGAAGGGUUUGCAAUCAUGAGUAUUGUAAAGCAUGUAAUUAGUCCAUCAUUAGAUCAAGUGUCACAUAUAUCGGUAAGGCAACUCGGUCUACAACUAGAAAAACCAAUGAAUUAAAAAAGAAAUUAAGGAAGUUCACGUUAUUUCUUUUAUUAAAAGGAAGAAGAAACGAGAAUUUUGCAUAUUAGUUUUAGAGUCAAUUUGGUAAACGGCAGAAAUAGAUGACAAAUUAUGUAAAAGUAAUUGAAAGGAAAAAGUAGAUAUUUUGUUAUUUAGAUUUAUGAUUGAUCAAAAGAAAAGAUGUAUCCUUCAUUUAACUUACAUUAUUAUUUUUUUAUAUGUAGCUGACUGAUUUAUCAAAUAAACUAUUAAUUAGAACUAAACCGUAGAUCUUAACUCUUGAACUCUAUCUUCUAUUUUAACCAUAUAGAUUAUAUAUAUAUAUAUAUAUAUAUAUUACCAUAUGUUGUAGCAUAGUAGAAUUAGUAAACCUUUUUAAAAUAUGUGUAUUACAGUUAAGCACGUUUUACUCAACAAGAUUCAGCCGUAAGCUCACCAGAAUAACGUUGUUGACCAUCGUUUAUACGCAUGGUGGUCAUGAAUUUAUAGUUCAGUUUGAUGGAAACAUGAUUUUAUCUGUACAGAUGUAAUGAUGAUUAAGAAAAUAUUCUUAGUGUAAGUGACAAUGUGACAUGCAUGUAUAACUCAAAACACCGGUUUUAGGAUGGCGAACCAAAAACAAAACAAAAAAUGAGUAAAAAUGAUUUUUUUCUCAAAAAAAAAAAGAACAAAAAUGCUUUAGGAUACUAAGCUAACGAAUUUUCAGUAUAAAUUGAACGGAAAAAAUCUCUUUUAUCAAAGUUCAUGAAUGAAAACCAAAACAUGAUACAACCUGCAGGGGCUGAGCUAGAAUUUUUUUUUAUUCGGGGAAACUAUAAAACAUUACUAAUAUCUUAAUAAACUGAACUUUUAACAGAGGCAUUAAUAAAAUUCUUGACAAAAUUACACUAACUUAAAAAGUUUAUGGUGGGCAAGUGCCCUUUCUAAACUAUAUGUACGUCCGCCACAGGGUACAACUUCAAGUCAUCAUAAGUAGGAACAAAGAACCGAAUCUCACGUUCCAAAAAUGAUAGCAUGCGUAAAGGUAAAACGAAAAUAAGAUUUAAAAAGAGGAAAAAAUAUCCAUUGCAGAUUGGCUCAUAAUCUGUUAAUCUUACAUGAUUUGCUUGGGCCAAUCCUAAAAGCCACAAACUCAUUUCACUGUCAAAUAUAUGAUUAGAUGGUGAUGACUGAUGAUCAUCUGAUUUUGCACAUUUCCAUGUGACCCACCUUUUGUAUCUUAAAAAUUCCUCAAAGGGAACUUUAGAAUAAACGAGAGGGUCCACAUAAUGAAUGACCUCUUCUAUUUAAACACACCUCAUUUCCAUUGUUCCACAUAACCAAAUCCAUCAACUCAAUUAUCUUUCACAUUUAAGUGUAAACAAAAGUACACUAAUUAAAUAUGGAUUUCAAUGGUAAUGUAAAUGCUGGUUCUUCCUCUAGAUCAAAAAAGAGUCAUAGGCAAAAGCAGCAACAACCGCAACCUCAGCAACAUACUGAAGAAAUCAAGUAUGUAGGAGUGAGGCGGAGGCCGUGGGGAAGAUACGCAGCUGAGAUAAGAAACCCGACUACAAAAGAGAGGCAUUGGCUAGGUACAUUUGAUACAGCCGAGGAGGCUGCAUUGGCCUAUGAUAGAGCCGCACGGUCUAUAAGAGGCUUGACUGCUCGGACCAACUUUGUCUACUCCGAUAUGCCUCGUGGCUCCUCAGUAACUUCCUUCAUCUCUCCUGAUGAAUCACAACGUUUCAUUUCCGAGUUAUUCAACCCUCCAAGCCAACUAGAAGCUCCUCACAGCAGCAACAACAACAAUCUAUAUUUGUCCGCCAACAACCAAAACCAAAUCUCUACUGAAUUCUCAUACAAUGGGUGGACACAUGAGUCUGAAUGUGGUUAUCAGUCAAUGAACACUAAUGAUGAGCAUUGUAAUCAUGAGCUUGCACCUCUUCCUCCAAGUACUUGUUCUGGAGCUGAACUUACAAUUCCGGAGACUGAUAGCUAUUGGAAUCUGGCGCAUGCUGGCAUGGAUACGUUUUCCUUUGAGAUCGAUGGCUUUGUGGAUCAAAACAGGCUUGGUGAGAGUGGAACAGAAGGGUUUGACUCUUCAUCCUCCACAUUCUUCUAUCAAUAAUAGUGAACUGCCCAAGUUUGUGACUUUCUUUUUUAUUGAGCAAUCCUUUUUGCCUCUUUUAUGGAGUGGAAUGAAAUAUCACGUGUUUUUCUCUCUCUUAUACCGUUUUGUGUUUCUCUAAUAAUUCAACUAAUGUUUUUGUUACUGUGGCUUAUAAAAUGCAAGGUUUCUUGAUCGCAUGUUACUUUUCUUAACGCCACUAUUGUGAGUUAUAAGCAGAUGAAAAAUACUUCAUUGUUCAAAGUCUCUUUAUAGUUCGAUAUUUUUUAACAUUAAAGAUUCAUUAACAUCAGCAAAAGACCCUACAUAGUUAAAAUACAUGUAACAUCCUUGUGAUAUAUGGAAAAAUUAAAAGAAUUCAUUUGGCUACCUAUGUCGCCAAAGUUGACUUACUUUUUCUGUCACACAUCUGUUUAGAACUCCAGAGUUGAGCGUGUUUGGGCUAGAGUAGUGAGAAGAUUGGUGACCUAUCAAAAAGACGGGGAAAGGUCGGGUGGUGAUUGCAGGGCUAAUAAACAAUGAUUUUGAGCAUUCGGAAAAAAUUAACGCACCGCUCGUCGUCAAACAGGAUGGGACCCACAGACCAAAUGAGCGGGCGUGGGUGGUUCAUUAGCCGUGGGCGGUCGGGACGUUAUAAGUGGUAUGAGAGCAAGGUUAGCCAUCUCGGUUCUAACCCGAGGACGUUGUAUUUUUAGAGGAGGUGAAUUGUAAUGUCCUGAGUUGUGAUAUAUGGAAAGUUUAAGAGAAUUGAUUUGGCUACAUAUGUCACCAAAGUUGACUUACCUUUUCUGUUACACAUCCGUUUAGAACUCUAGAGUUAAGCAUGUUUGGGCUGGAGUAGUGAAAAGAUGGGUGACCUAUCAGGAAGUGAUUCACGAUACCGUGUGAAUGAGGUCAAAAACACGGAGAAAGGUCGGGUGGUGAUUGCAGGGUUAGUAAACAAUGAUUUCGAGCAUUCGAAAAAAAUUAACGCACCGCUCAUCAGACGGGAUGGAGUCCACAGAUCGAGUGAGCAGAUGUGGGUGAUCCAUUAGUUGUGGACGGUCGGUGCGUUACAAUGUACAUUUCUGAGAAACUAAGCCAGCAGGUACAAAACCACAUCUGGAAGAACAUAGGGAGACAAAGACCCGCCAUGAGGAGACAAACUAAUGAAGCUUAAAAAGCAUAUGAACUAAUUGCUCCCAAACCCAUCUAACACAAAUUAGUACACAAGAGAAGGACAGUGAUAACCAAAGCCAAGAACAAACCGCAACCAAAAGACCGAGAUGGGAUUUGAGCAAAAUAACUUAUCUUAAACAGAAAAAGCACUCUCCGGCGAUGACACCGAGGAUAUAUCACCGCCAAAGAACCAAAGAGUCACCGGGAAAAAGAAGCUUAGAGCAUCUUCAACUUCAUUCUAUUUUUCACUCUAAAAUAGAGUUUGAAGUAAAAAAAAGCUUCAAUCAUAUUUUGUUUUUUGUUUUAUUAUAGAAUAAAAAAUAAGUUUACUCUCUAAGUAGAGUAAUUCAAUUAUUUAUUGUUUUCAUUUUGUUUUAUUCUAAAAUAUAAUACUGUUGAGUUAGAAUCCAAUUAUAUUAUAGAGUUAUUCUAUUAUUAUCUGACAAAAAAAAAAUUCUAUUUUGAAAAAAAUAAAGUAAUCCAUUAAAGAUGGUUUUAGAGAAAAAAUGGAGAGAAUUAGAAGAGGGAGAGAGGUUUUGAAAAUGGUGAGUUUGUUGAAUUAUUAAGUUUAAAUGUGCAUAUUUUUAUUUAUAUUUUAUAUAUUUGUAAAAAAUAAAUAUAUUUCAUAAUAUUAUAUUUUGAUUAGACUUUAUAGAUUUAAAUUUUAUAUAUAUCUUGAAUAUGUAUAUGUUUUAUAUAUGUAACUCAAUAAAUAACAUCAAAAUAUUGAAAUUUACAUGUAUAAACUGUAGCUGUUCAACAAAAAAAAAAUAUAACCAAAAAUAUAGCACCAGAGUAUUGGAAUGAAAAAUAAAAU
Brassica rapa (field mustard) is the source of this 8257-nucleotide messenger RNA. RefSeq names its product ethylene-responsive transcription factor ERF087-like. NCBI's taxonomy places the organism in Eukaryota, Viridiplantae, Streptophyta, Magnoliopsida, Brassicales, Brassicaceae. Gene Ontology annotation, molecular function: DNA binding; DNA-binding transcription factor activity. Gene Ontology annotation, biological process: regulation of DNA-templated transcription. The record is from RefSeq and is a predicted model, not a curated record.